AUGAAGGUGGUGCUCGCUGUCGCUGCUCUUGUAGCCGUGGCUGGUGCCGCCAGUGUCUCCCACGAGGAGCUGGAGUUCCGAGCCUGGAAACUGCAGCAUGGUAAGAGUUAUGGUUCUGAGGAAGAAGAGUCUCAGCGUAAGAUGACCUGGCUGAACAAUCGUAAGCUGGUCCUGGAGCACAACAUGCUGGCUGACCAGGGUCUCAAAAGCUACAGACUCGGCAUGAACAUCUUUGCAGACAUGGAUGACCAGGAGUACCAAGCCAGGUUUGCUAGCUGCCUGAGAUCCUUCAACAGGACCAAGACCCACCCUGCAGCUUCAUUCCACAGACAGGCAGAGGCUGCUUCAUUACCUAAGGCUGUGAAUUGGAAGGAUAAGGGCUAUGUGACUGCAGUGAAAGAUCAAUUGAAAUGUGGAAGCUGCUGGGCCUUCAGUGCGACAGGGGCGCUAGAAGGUCAGAUAUUCAAGAAGACGGGGAAGCUGGUGUCCUUGAGCGAGCAACAACUGGUGGACUGCUCCUGGGUUGAAGGAAACAAUGGCUGUAAAGGGGGUACUAUGAAAAUGGCUCUUGAAUAUGUCAAGGACAAAGGCUUGCAGACAGAAGAGUCUUAUCCUUAUACAGAAAAGGAAGGGAAGUGCAGGUUCAAUAAAGAUAAGGUUUACGCCACCUGCAGAGAUGUUAAGGUUUUGAACAGGGAACAAACCCUUCAUGAAGCUGUGGCCAAAGAAGGACCCAUUUCUGCAGGUAUAGACGUCAGCCGAAUCACCUUUAGACUCUAUGACUCAGGUGUGUAUGACGAUCCAUUCUGCAGCAGCUCUUCACUAAAUCACGCUGUCCUGGUUGUCGGUUACGAUGUUACUGUAAAUGGACAGGAAUACUGGCUGGUAAAGAACAGCUGGGGCGUUGCCUGGGGUGAAAAGGGCUACAUCAAGAUGGCUCGGAACAAAAACAUGUGUGGUAUAGCCUCCAAUGCUGUCUACCCCGUGGUUUAAAGAUUGGACUAAGAGUAAAUGGAAGAUUUCAGAGAGGAUGCUUGAUCUGAGCAUCUGCAUGACUUAAUCAUCAGGAUGUGGUGGAUUUACUGCAGUUACCUGUUACCUGUUACCAGUUACCUGCCAUCUACAGUUGCUGAUAUUUUCCUUUUUAUUUUUCAUUCUCUUUCCAACUUUUACUUGCACAACAUUAACUCUUUCCUUCUAACAUAUGCAUGAAAAAAUCUAAAAAAUAAACCCUUUGCAUUCAAAAAUA
Molecule: messenger RNA, 1249 nt
Organism: Astyanax mexicanus (Mexican tetra)
Lineage: Eukaryota; Metazoa; Chordata; Actinopteri; Characiformes; Acestrorhamphidae
Product: procathepsin L-like
Exons: 8
Coding region: 1-993 (330 amino acids)
Biological process (GO): immune response
Cellular component (GO): lysosome
Molecular function (GO): cysteine-type endopeptidase activity
Source: RefSeq, a predicted model, not a curated record